UUGCAGACGAAGAUUAGUUAACAUUUAUUUAAAAAUGUUCAGCUACAAUACGAGGCUUGGAUUUACCAUUGUGACCUGUGCUAUUAUUCUUUUCUUGUUUCUGUGGUCACAUGACACUGCAAGCUCAGAGCGAACAAGGUUCUUAGUAUUUAAUAGCGAAUCACGUGACAACAUUCCUACAAUUCCACUUCAUAUACAUAACAAUUCAGACACGUAUUCCAGCUUUGUUGAGACGGUGAAACAAAAGUAUGGAAGCGUUAGAUUUUCCGGAAUCUAUUCUGUAAAUGACGAGUUGAAUACGGAAGAGGAAGAGAGGUUCCGAAUAUGUGUUGCCAAUGGACCACGUGACCUUGUUAAAAAUGGUUCCCUGUUUUGGAAGACGGCACAGAUACGUCGUACACAUCACAGUUACCUGUCUAAAGAAGGCGCUGUACUCAUGGAAGUUGGAGGUAACCAAGGCGACGAUGCGUCUGAGUUUGUCCGUCUGUACAACCCUACGUAUCUAAUACUGGAACCACUUGAAAAAUAUGCAAAUUUACUAACAGAGAAAUUCAAAGAUAAUGAAAGGGUCACUGUGCUCAACCUUGGACUUGGCACGAAAAAUGAAGUCGUUAUGGUAAAAAUAGAAGGAAAUAACGCAUGCGCAACCAGUAAGUUUUCCACCGCACGCGGAGAAACCCCAUUGUACGUCACGAAUGCAACGGAAUUCCUUCUCAAAAUUGGAGUGGGUCUUUUUAAUAUAGACCUUUUUACAAUGAACUGUGAGGGUUGCGAGUUUGAAGUUUUAGAAACAUUAUUAUCCACAAAUUUAGUGAACCAUUUACGAAAUAUUCAGUUUGCUACACACAGCAGGAUCAGUGGUCUUGAAAAGCCAAUACAACGGUAUUGCAGAAUCCAACAACUACUGUUUCGGACUCACAGGCCAACAUAUCAAUAUAAACUCAUUUGGGAAAGCUGGAGGCGAAGGGACCUACCGUGAAAAGUUGAUUUGGACAGUGAAUUUAAGUUUUACAAGCUGUGUAGAUCUAAUAUGAAAUACUUUACUGUAAAUCUCAAAUUAUCAAUAAAAAACACGGAAAUAUAUAUACAUGUAAGUGGCGUCUAUUACCGAACAAUCAAAUUCUUGGCAUAUAAAGUGUUCGGCAAUAUCCGCCCUGCUCUAUUAUAAAAUACAGCUUUUUAAGUGUAUACAUAACAAAAACAAAACUGUUACCCCCCACA
Messenger RNA from Ruditapes philippinarum (Manila clam), 1221 nucleotides. RefSeq lists its product as uncharacterized. NCBI's taxonomy places the organism in Eukaryota, Metazoa, Mollusca, Bivalvia, Venerida, Veneridae. The coding region runs from base 35 to 979 and encodes 314 amino acids. The transcript has 3 exons. The record is from RefSeq and is a predicted model, not a curated record.